AUUAUGGAUAAUAUGAUAAAUAAUAACGCAAAAUUUGUUAAAAUAGAUGAUAAAAUUUAUCUUCAUAGCAUUCAAUGUACUGGAAAUCACAUCAAAAAAUGUGAUCAUUGUAUUAAUUUAUGUAGAAAUAGAUCAUUCACUAGUCGAUUGGAAGCAAUGGGUGUUGUAAGAGAUGUUUUAGAAAUUAUCGAAUCAUCUGAAACUCGUGAAGCAGACUUAGAAGCACUUAAAAAAUUUGUAAAGAGCUGUAAACUUAAUCAUGCAUGGUAUAAUGAAAAAAGAAAACUGUUAGCUGCAAAGGUCAGUUUAAAAAUUGAAGGUAUUACUUCAUUAUUAAAUCUGAAAAAAAACUUUUGGCGAUUGGAAUUACUGUUUCAGAAACAAAUCAAAUUUCAGAAUAUGGUUCCUUUUUCCAAUCAUUUCAUAAACUUUACAAAGAAUAUCCUAAACAAAAUGAAACUCUACUACAUGCAAUGCAGUCUUGUCUAAUUUCAAAAGCAAGUGGUAUGACGAAUGAAAAAUUUCAAAUUGUGAUGUUAGAUUUUUUUUUUUUAAUGCUUCAAACAUUUGGUAAAUGUGUUUAUAGAUUUGUUACUGCAAAUCUCCCUAGUGUUUCCUUGAGACAUAUACAACGCGUCACUGCAAAAACAUCAAAUAGUUUUAUUCUUGAUGUUUCUUUAGAUGGCCUUAACAAAAGAUUAGAUAAAAUUUAUGAAAUAAUGCCUGGUACCAAUAAACUAAUUGUGUCUGUAUCUAUGGAUGCUACCAAAGUAAUUCCAGCCUUUUUAACUUGUGUAAAGUUUAAUUGUAUUGUGGGAAAGGUUGCGCUAAAUCAUAUACUAAAAAUAAAUGAUGAAACACUUAAUGGUAUUGACAGUGCAAUAGAUCUAGCAACAGAAGUUAAAGCAGUUGUUAUAAUGAUUCACAACUGUCCUGAAGGAACAACACCAAUUAAACUUCUAUGUAUUCAUCCCCAAAGUACAAAUGAAAGUAAUUAUACAUUCAAUAAUCACAUUUAUGAUGUUUUAACAAGACCCAAAUUUCGAAGUUGUUUCAUUUUACACAGAUGGUGUAUCAUACGAAAGUAAAUGGAUAACAAAGAUUUUAUUAUCAUUUCUUGAUUAAAAAACAAAUGAAGUUGCUUUUAUAGACGAUAAUCAUGUUGCAAAAGCUAUAAGAAAUCAAAUUUUGUCUGGGACCGAGUUAAAAACAAUUGGAUUGUAUCUGAUUCAACGUGGAAUAUUUGCACACGCAAGUUUAAAUAUAUCUAGAGAUUUAUAUGAAGUUAAAGACUUUGCAUCUGAUGCCUUGGUGUUAGGAAUUUGUGACCCUAAAUUAAUAAAAAGAUAAUAGAAGCAGAUUUUAACAGUCAUGCAAUUUCAAAGCAAUCACAGUACAUACUUUCUUUAACGUUAGUAUUUCUUAGACUUUUUCUUAUUUCAUCAAAUGCUGACGAUAUUGAUUUUUAAUUAAGAAUUGCUUUUAAGUGGUGCUCAAUGAUUUGGUUUUUAUCAAUUGAAGGUAUUCACUUUAUAACUUUAAAGAACAUUAUUGCAAAUGCAAUAGGGUCUAUCUUUUUGUACCCACAGGAGCGAAUUAAAUGCCCUAGAUAUUGUACUGAAGAGCCUUGUGAGCAUUAUUUUGGUUGUACUAGACAAUUUGAAAGAGAAUUCACAAUUCGUGGUUUUAUUCAGUAUGAUGAUAGAAUAAAUCAAUUUUUUUCAUCUGCUUUUAGAUCUGCAUUAAACACUGGAGGGAAUUCGUCAAAAGCUUAUGCCAGUACUUUAACUGGCUUUGUUGCAUCUGUAACUGCAAUUCUAGAAAAACAAAAAACAAAGAAAAAAGAAGUUAUCCCUACAUUGAAUUUAUCACCUAAUCAAGAAAAGGUUUUAUUUGACCAAUUUUGUCAUCAAUCAUUUGCUAGUAAACUAUCCAAAAUAGUUUUUCCAAUAAUCAAUGAGUUUUCAAAUCAAAUGAGUGUUUUGCUUAAUACAUGUGGAAUUAAAAAAAACUUUGACUAAAAAAUUUAGUUCUUAUUCAGAUUUAAAGAGCUUCUAUACUUCCUUUAUAGAAAAUAAAAGUAGUCUGAUAAAAGUAAACGUUAAUCCCAACUUGGAUAAGGCUUUAAAUGCUGAUAAUGGCUAUGACACUGAUGUUCAAGAAAAAUUGAUAGAAAUAAUUAAUAAUAGUUUACAAGUAGCAAUUUUAGAAAUUGAAGUAAUUCAUAAUGAACCAGAGAUAAACAAUGUCGAUGAGGUGUUGGUUGAGAUUAACCAAAGCAUCAUUUCUUUUCAGAAAAUGUUCACUCAAAUAUCCCUUAAAGACAUUUGUGAAGAAGGGUUGGCUUCUAUUUCUGAGCAAGCUCAUGUAUCGUUUAAUAAUCACCAAAAAUCUAAAUCAUUAUUACAACGUUGGUAUCAGGGUUGGCAAAAACCCGGGUUUUUGACCAAAAACCCAACCCAGCUGGGUUUUUGGGUGGGUUUUUGAUGGGUUUUUGCUCAAGUUUGGUAUAAAUCUUUAGUAAUCAAAGUUUGAUUAAUUUAUAGUUUAUAAUAUAAAGCUAUUUUUCAUUUUUUACAGGUAUAUUUUCUUAUACAAAAGCUUUACUAAUAAUCAGAUUGCAUUUUUUUAUAAUAUAAAUCUAUUUUUAAAUAGAGUUAUCUUUUUAGUUAAAUUUAAAAUAUAAGUAGAUUAUACGUCUUCAACAUGCCAAAGUAUCAUUCAGGGGGAAGAAAUAAGGCUAGUGAGUGGAAUGAAGUGACCAUAUUAAGUGAUCAACCAAAUAGAGUAAUAUGUAAUUAUUGCAAAGUGAGCAUAAUUAAAAAAAUAGAAAGAGUUAAAAUCCAUUUGGAUAAAUGCAGAAGAAAGAAUAAACGAAGCAAUAAUAAUUCCGCUGAAGUGUUAAGUGAUAUAUCAGUUUUAGAGUCAAGGCCAUCUACAUCUGCAGCAUCAAAUAAGUCUAGCCUGUCUGAUGAUAAUGAGCAAGAUGGUUUAAGCUUUAUUAGUGAUUCUUUUUGUUCGUCAAUUGUUCAGUCAACUGCAAUGACGAUGCAACAGCAAACAUCUAUUUCUAAAUUUGUUACUACAACAACAAGUAAUCAGAAGGAUGAACUGGAUUUACAAGUUGCAAGAUUUUUCUUUUCAGCAAAUAUACCAUUCAACGUAGUAGAAAAUCUUGAAUUUACCAAGCUGCUUAAAAAACUUAGACCUGGAUAUGAGCCACCAAAUAGAAAACAGAUAUCUUCAGAACUCUUAGUAAAGAUAAAUGAAGGUGUAAUCAAUUUAAUGAAAAAUGAUCUUGCUGAUGAUAGUGCUGUUACCCUAAUUCAAGAUGGUUGGAGUACAUUCAGUAAUGAUCCUAUAAUUGCUCAUAGCAUCCAUAGUAAAAAUAAACCUUAUCUCAUUUCUGCAAUUGACACUGGAAGCCAAUCAAAAACAGCAGAAUAUUGCGCUCAAGCUGCUAAGGAUGCAAUUAAAAUUGCUAAAGAAACGUUCAAUAAAGAUGUAUUUGCAGUAUGCACUGACAACGAAAAUAAAAUGUCUAAAAUGAGAAAACAUUUGCAAGCUGAAGCCCCUAAGUUGAUAACAUUUGGUUGCUCUGCUCAUUUUUUAAAUUUGGUUGAAAAGGAUGUCUCUCCAAAGUCUAUAGUAAAGCAUAUUAUAGCAAUUCAUAAAUAUUUUCGUAAUCAUCACCAACCACAUGGUUGGUUAUUGGAAAAAGGUGGACUGAUGCCACAGCUACCUAAUGAUACUCGCUGGAACUCCCAACUAGAUUGUUUACAGACAUACAUAUCUAAUCAUUCUCUGUACGUUGACAUUAGAGGUGAGCAUAUGGAAUCCAUUGAUCCUUCGAUAGGAAGCCUAAUUGACAAUCUAUCAAUACAGAGAGAAGCAAUAAAUUUAUAUGCACAACUGAAAAUUGUUGGUGUUGCAUUAGAUAAGUUGCAAGCAGACGAUACAACUUUGUCUGAAGCAGUUGAGAUUUGGCAAAGCCUCAUACAUAAUGAAAAAUUGGCUUUGUACAAAGAUGAUAUUUUAAAGAGGUUCAAGAAGGCAAUUGUUCCAUGUCAUUUUCUUGCCAAUUUAACAGAUCCAAAAUAUGAAGGAAGAACAUUGGAUAGAAGUCAAGAAAAAGAAGCUGAGGAAUGGUUGAAUGAAGUCUAUCCUGAAUUUAUGCCAGGCUAUUAUGCGUUUAAACUAAAAGAUGCUAAUUGUUUCCCAACAUAUUUAUUCAACGAUAGUGUUAAAAGCACAACAUCAGCAACAAAUUGGUGGAGAAUUAUAGAAAGAAUCUAAGUCUUCCAAAUUGCCUGCAAAUUUUGCAAAAUUUUUACGGCAGUUGCACACUUGUCCAGCUAGUACUGGAUCCAUAGAAAGAUUUUUCUCAUCUUUUGGGAUUAUUUAAAGCAAAAUUAGAAAUCGUUUAGGAAGAGAAAAAGCUGAAAUGCUUGUACGAAUUUACAGAAAUUUAAGAUCAAGAUGCACAAUUGCUGAUGACUUUUAGAUUACUUUGUUUUAAAUGAUUAAGCUUGAAUAUUAUUGCUCCAAGUAAAAUAAAAUUCUUGUUUAUGA
Molecule: messenger RNA, 4572 nt
Organism: Hydra vulgaris (swiftwater hydra)
Lineage: Eukaryota; Metazoa; Cnidaria; Hydrozoa; Anthoathecata; Hydridae
Source: RefSeq, a predicted model, not a curated record